AUAAUCCAAUAUAUGAUACAACAUAUAUAUAUAUAUAUAUAUAUUAUAUAAUUUGUCAUGGAUUCACUCAUAGUAACUUCCAUAGCUUUCAUAAGUUUCAUUGUGCUGUUUAGAUAUCUUACUACUAGCAAAAAAACACCUAGAAAGAUCAGAGUGCCUGAAGCUUCAGGAUCAUGGCCGAUUAUCGGCCACUUGCAUCUUUUAGCUGGGUCUAAAGUUCCUCUUCAUAAAUUGUUUGGCUCAAUGGCUGACAAAUUUGGACCCAUUUUCACUAUCAAACUUGGGGUUCAUCGAACUCUAAUUGUUAGUAAUUCCGAGGUGGCUAAAGAAUGUUUAACAACCAAUGACAGAGUAUUUUCUAGCCGCCCAAAAGCUAUGGCAAGUGAGGUCAUGGGCCAUAAUUAUGCAAAUUUUGCCCUUGCACCAAGUGGACCAUAUUGGCGUGAUGUUCGCAAGUUAAUUGUUCUUGAAUUGGGGUCUCAACGUUGUCUUAAGAUGCUAGAAAACAUUCGGGCCUCUGAAGUAAAGUCAUCUAUAAAAGAUAUGUAUACAAAAUGGGAUAUAAAUAAAGGGUCGUCUAAAACUGUAAUGAUUGAAAUGAAAGAAUGGUUUGGAGAUCUAACUGUGAAAAUACUUAUAAGGAUGAUGUUUGGGAAUCAAUUUUCGCGUGGAGAACAGAUUAACGAAGAUCAGUUGAGGAAAUUGAUUAGGCAGUUAAUGGAACUAAUGGCAGCGAGUGUGGUAUCAGAUGCCAUUCCAGGCUUACGAUGGUUAGACAUCGGAGGGUAUGAGAGGAAGAUGAAGAAGACAGCAAAAGAUAUGGACGACGUGUUCCAGGCGUGGUUAGAAGGGCACAAAAAGAAGAUUAUGGAUUCUACGCUACAAGAUGAAAGUGAAGACGAAGCUUUUAUGGCCGCGUUGUUAUCGCGUGUUAAAGAGCUAAAAGAGGAUCUUUAUGGGUUUAGCCAUGAAACGAUUGUAAAAGCUUCAUGCCAGGACAUUUUAUUAGGGGCAAUUGACGAGACAGCGAUAGUUCUAACGUGGGCUUUAUCAUUGUUAGCCAACAACCCUGUUGUGUUCAAGAAAGCCCAAGAAGAGCUUGAUACCCAUGUGGGAAAGAAUAGAAAUGUGGAAGAGUCAGACUUGAAGAACUUAGUCUAUCUUCAAGCCAUCAUCAAAGAAACGAUGCGACUUUAUCCUUCUGUACCGCUUUUGCUUCCUCAUGAGUCCACAGAAGACUGCAUCGUUAGUGGGUACUACGUUCCUAAAGGCACACGCCUUUUAGUUAACGCUUGGAAGAUUCAACGUGAUCCUAACAUAUGGAGCGAUCCUUUUGAAUUCCAACCUGAGAGAUUCUUGACAAGCAAAAAGGAUAUCGACUUGAAGGGCCAACACUACGAGUUAAUUCCUUUUGGCAGUGGCCGAAGAAUUUGCAUAGGAGUCUCUUUUGCUCUUCAAGCCUUGCCGUUGAUACUAGCUAGCAUAAUACAUGGAUUUGAGUUUCAAAAGCCAUCAAAUGAGCAGAUUGACAUGACCGAAAGCAAUGCCUUAACAAAUCUCAAAGACACUCCACUUAAACUCCUUGUUGCUCCGCGACUCUCACCAGAGUUAUAUCAAGGCUUAGUAUAGACCGUUGCCACCUACAAUAACUUUCAGAGCUUUUACUUAUCUUCGUAUGACAUCAUCUCAGUCUUAUCAUCGCAGUGCCCUUCAUGUUUUCUUUUGUAUGAAUAAUGCAAUUUUCCCCUGUUCUAUA
This is a messenger RNA of Erigeron canadensis, 1756 nucleotides long. Its product is annotated as demethylepipodophyllotoxin synthase-like. Gene Ontology annotation, molecular function: heme binding; monooxygenase activity; iron ion binding. Lineage: Eukaryota; Viridiplantae; Streptophyta; Magnoliopsida; Asterales; Asteraceae. The coding region runs from base 58 to 1629 and encodes 523 amino acids. The record is from RefSeq and is a predicted model, not a curated record. Gene Ontology annotation, biological process: defense response to other organism. The transcript is spliced from 2 exons.